This is a messenger RNA of Mya arenaria, 645 nucleotides long. Its product is annotated as echinoidin-like. Gene Ontology annotation, molecular function: signaling receptor activity; calcium ion binding. The transcript is spliced from 4 exons. The record is from RefSeq and is a predicted model, not a curated record. Bases 6 to 602 code for a protein of 198 amino acids. NCBI's taxonomy places the organism in Eukaryota, Metazoa, Mollusca, Bivalvia, Myida, Myidae.
CCUGCAUGAGCACUCCGUGUGGAUCGCAUGGCACAUGUGUAGCUACGGUUGACAGCUACUGGUGUGACUGUGAAACUGGAUGGACGGGGCCACUUUGUGAACAAGAAGAAAACGAGUGUCUGUCUUCUCCGUGUCAGUCUGACGAGGAAUGUGUCGGCACUCAAGGAAGUUUCUCCUGUACGAAAUAUUGUCCCAGUGGUUGGAUGUACUAUGGAGGAUCUUGUUACCUGCUCGAGAAAGAUAAAGUAGACAAAAAUGCAGCAGAGUGGUCAUGUGCUAGUUGGGACAAUGGUCAUAUAUUCGAUGUUAACAACGCUGCAGAGUGGGAGGCAAUUAAAACAUACUUCUACGAACAAUACAACAGCGAUGUUGAUACAAUUAACGGCGUGUGGAUGUCUGUGCAGGACUUUGAUGUGGAAGGGGUAUACAAAUUAUCUGAUGGAAGCCCAGUUGAGUUCACAGACUGGCAAGACGGUCAACCAGAUAAUUAUGCGGACAAUGACGACUGUGUCAAUGGAUGGAUAGGAAUACAGCUUCAGUGGAACGACAUUAACUGUGAAGCACGAUUUUGGUUCAUAUGCGAGUAUGAACUUAACCCUUAAAUAACUAUUUGUGUGAUAAAGUCAUAUUAUAUCUGAUAUACGA